Molecule: messenger RNA, 4215 nt
Organism: Periconia digitata
Lineage: Eukaryota; Fungi; Ascomycota; Dothideomycetes; Pleosporales; Periconiaceae
Source: the annotation of a GenBank genome assembly
UAUCAUAAGCCCUACAUUCGUAGGAUUUACGGCCUUCAUUUUUUGCAUUUUUUUCUCAUCUGGUUACAGGCUUACCAGCCGCUGUUUCAAUGAAGAUCUGUAUUUUUUCGGGCAGGGUCAUUACUUGGGUUUGAUCUCGCGAAACGGCGAAAGAAAUUCAGCAUGUUGGGUUGCAAGAUUCCAUGCAUGCAGCGCUGUGCUCAGUAUGUGCUCUCACUCUAGACGGUCUUUCAUUUAGAUUAUAUUUGAUAGCUACUAGUUUAAUGCUACCUACUUCGUAGAUAUUAGUAUCUUCGCCCUGUAUGCUUGAGUUGCUGAUCUUAGUCUUGCUCUUGACCGUGGUAAUCAUCGCGGUGUGGUGUGGAGGGUAACCAUCGAUUAUAAUGAUAGGAUACCAGUACCUCUAUUUUCAUCAAGAUGGGCUACAUAUGUUUUACAUGGGAACCAAGUCAUAAUGACUGCUAAGCAGAGGUGCUUCCACUCUACUACAUCAAUUCAUUCAUUACCAUAGUAGGUCGUGUGACCCUUGGCUAGGACUCAAAGAAGGAAUAACUCCAACCCCCUAACUCGGUUUGCAGACACACACGAGAAGUGGUCAACUAUCUGCGACGUCGUUUUCCAGGACUCUAGGGUGCAUUUGAUAUUGAAACAAGUCAUGCAAAGCAAUCGGGCCCGGUUGGGUACCUAGAAUGUUAGUAGAAACAAGAAGACGCGUAUGGAAUCUUGGUGUGCGUGUCAGCACAACCGCCACAACAACUCGAGCACAGAACGCCCGGCUUUGUAGAUAGGAAACAUAUAUUCUCACUGGGAUGCAUCCAGGAAAUAAAAGAUUGAAACUAAUAAUAAGGUGCACAACAAGAUUGUGCGAGGACUUUGGGCUGUUGAAGCAGGGGGAGCCUUUCGUGAGUGCUCUUUCCACAUGCCGCUCGUUUGCGCACGGGCUUUGCGCUUUCCGAGCCGCAGCCGCCGCAGCGGUUGCCGUCCUGCUACUAGUCCUACUGACGUCUCGCGCAACCUACACUCGUCAGCUAUUCCCUUCUCCUGUACCCACUGCGUCUGCCUGUCACCAUUGCAGUCGCUGUGCACAACUUGCGUUUUCAGAUCAGGGCCUAUGCUCAUUCACACAGGACCUCAUGUGCUACGCCAUUAGCUGUUAGCCCUGCGCCCUCCCCCCACCGAACUAUAUCAAUACCUAUCCACCUCGUCACGUAUUCAUAUAACCCGACACCACAAGCUUCUUCAUAAUGCCGUCUAUCUUGUCCGACGAGGACAAGCAGAUGGUGAAGCGUACUAUCCCAAAGGCAAACAACAAAAUCCACGCCGUCGGUGUGGCCAAGCUAUAUGUUGCUCAUCCAAAUAAGCAGCGAUGGACCUACACAGGCCUCCAGGGUGCUGCUGUACUGGCCAACGAUCUGGUUGGAAACACCUUCUGGAUAAAGCUGGUAGACAUCUCGCCUACCAGCCGCGGUGUCAUAUGGGAUCAGGAAAUCUACGACACCUUUAGUUAUAACCAAGACCGUGUCUUCUUUCACACAUUCGAACUCGAGGACUGCCUAGCCGCGCUAUCGUUUGCCGACGAGAAGGAAGCAAAGACUUUCAAAAAGAAAAUGGACGACCGUGAGAAGAACGCCCACAAGAACACAAAAAACAAGCCGUUCGGCGCUGCUAUGGGCGGUGAUGGAGGCGCUGCUGCAAAUGGCGGGAAAAGCCAUGGUCUUCUUGGGGGAAUCUUCCACAGACAUGCCACGCCCAGCCAGCCAGCGCAGUCUAUCAUUCCACCUGCCAACGUCACCUCUCCGUCGCAAACCAAUUUUUCGAAAGCACCAAGCUCGUCAAACUCGGGCAUCGACACAUCAGAUCCCUCAUGGAAGCCGUUGUUGAAGGAGCUUCUGGCCAUGGGUAUUACCGAAGACCAGAUAGAAGAGAACGCCGAUUUCAUCAAAUUGUAUAUUGAACAACGGAAAGUUGAGGAAAAGAUACAGGCAGAGAACACGGAGAAGAAGUCUCGAGCUCCACCACCACCGCCUCCGCCUCCUAGCGCCCCUCCCACUGUGAGAACACCCAUCAGUCCUCAGAACACAGGCACUUCGACCUCGAAGAGAGGUCCUCCCCCAGCGCCUCCACCAGCUCGCAGAACGAGAACUGAUGCACCUGGCAUCAAUCGCAACUCUUCGUCAAGUCCUGCACCGCCUUCCCCUCCGCGUACAGCAACGCCUCCGCCUCCACCUGGACCGCCUCAGCCAAAAUUCCGUGCUCCACCUCCGAUCGCCGACGCUGGCAAAUUCGUCAACCAAGCGCCUGAGCCUCCUGCGAGAGCUCGAGCGUCAUCGAACCUCGCAAAUCCUGGGCCCCCUCCACCGCCCCGACCUCCGAAAACACCAGUGGAUGAUACCGAAAAGGCCGCUCCAUCACGCUUCGGUGUGCCACCUCCGUUCACUGGGAACCGUGUCCCCUCCGGUCCACCUCCACCCCCCAGUCGUGGACCCGUUCCUCCUCCGCCACCAGCGCGAGAGACCGCAUCAGCCGCACCACCUCCGCUGCCUCCGAAGAACUCGCCUGCACCUCCGCCAUUGCCGCCUCAGAACAAUGCGCCGCCCGCUCCACCACCACUACCCCCUUCAACAUCGCGACCUGUACCUCCAGCGCCAACGAACUCGGCUCCUCCUCCCCCUCCCUUACCUUCGACAAGCGCUCCACCACCUCCCCCACCACCAUCGUCGAAUGCACCACCUCCACCGCCUCUUCCGCCAACAAACAAUGCUCCCUCUCGUGCUGUGCCACCGCCACCGCCAAUGCCAACCAAUGCUGUUCCGCCCCCUCCGCCUAUGCCGAACAGUGCAGUUCCACCUCCACCGCCGAUGCCGCCCGGUUCUGGGCCGCCACCGCCGCCUCCUAUGCCAGCGGGCUCUGGACCACUCCCACCCCCACCAAUGCCUGCUGGCGCGGGUCUUCCAAAGCCGGCCCCUGGACGAGACGGCCUUUUGGCAGAUAUUCGUGGCGGCGCGAGGUUGAAGAAGGUUUCAGACGCCGAAAAGAGGGACCGCAGUGCUGCAGCUGUUCCCGGCCAAGAGCCAGCAUCAUCUCCGUCUGGCGGUGGUGGUGGUUCAACAGGGGCUGACGGUGGUCUAGCUGCUUCUUUGAAAGAUGUUCUGGCAAAGAGGAACAAGAAAGUUAGCCAUAGUGGUAAGUAUACGUCUGUGAAGACCACUGGGCGAAAUGCUAACGUGUCCCAGAUGACGAAGACGAUGGUAAAGAUGACUGGUAAAGAGGCAUGGUCGGUUAUAGAUAUGAUGAAGCGUGUGUGUACGGACACAUCCCCGAUAGUACUGACACGGGUACAAUGUUUGAUACCCAACUGUAGAAAGCGACAAUUGAAACCGAGCCCCGAAAACCGCGGCAAACAAGACCGUGCACAUCAGAGGACGAAGAGCGUCGCGUCAGGCGGGUAUUGGAGGCACCGAACAGCCAUGGUAAAGUGGAACCGAAGUGUCAAUACCAAUCUAGUAAAUAUUGCUUUAGCCCAUGAAGAAGUGUUUUGUGCGCUCAAUGUGAAUACAUCCAAUGUUAAACCUCGCAGACACAGGAGUAUGGCCACCUUCUGACUACCGCGAUCGCUCGGUCACAUUAGUUCCGCUCAAUUUGAGUUUUGUACCUGCUGAACUAAGAGAUCUUGCAGCACGAGGAGAAGACCAGUUUGGCAAAUGGGGUAUGUCGCAGAUUUUGUAAUGACGUGGAGGAGCCCUUGAAGGGCAAAAGUCCAAUCUCCGAUCUACCUAGCCCAGGCCAUCACUAUCCUACCCUACCUCGCCCCAUUUUAUCCUGAUAAUCGGGUCGGGGUAGUCGUUCGUUCAUCGUUUAAUCUGACAACAAAGAAACCGGUGCGGAAGGGAGGCGUCGUGCAGUCUAAUAGAGCCCCCUCGCCCCGGGUUUGGCAGUGCUUGCGAGAUCUUCAAAACGCUUACGCCGCCGCCCCCUUCCUUCCUCAGCCUUAAGGGCUAUCCGAAAGGCGCAAUAGUUUUGCGAGUAAUGGGGCCGUUUUCUUGCGAAUCUCGAACUAGAGAGAGAGGCUGACGUUACGCGCGUAAGGCUGGGGAACAUGGAAAGGGCGGUCGCUAAAAGGGUGUAGAAUUUGCUUGUUAUCUUCCCAUUUCUUUCCAAUUGUGAGAUAUUGCCUGGAAAGGAACACCCUCCAAAGGACCAAGCCCUGGUGUUUUC